CUCUGAAUUGGUGGGCAUCAAAUUCUUGCAACAUGAUAAACGGAACAGAUGGAGCCAGCUUCCACCCUUUGAUCAAAAAGGAUGAGAAGCUUUACAUUUUUGCAUCUGAUGUUUGCAGGUCUUUCUAUCUGAUGUUUGAAAAGGAGGUGGAAGUAGAGGGCAUCAGCGCCUAUCGAUUUGUUCUGCCAAAAGAGGUUUUCGCAAGUGACCAUCCCAGUAACAAGGAAUGUUGUCCAGGAGGGAACUGUCCAUUGUCAGGGGUCCUGAAUAUCAGCACCUGCAAACAAGGAGUGCCCAUUUUCAUAUCGUCACCUCAUUUUUACAACGGAGAUCAGCAAUUAGUGAGUGACAUAGGCGGAAUGGAACCUAAUACAGAAGCACAUCAAACAUACCUCGAUAUUGAACCUAUGACUGGUAUCCCUGUCAGAGCAGCAAAGAGAAUGCAGAUCAAUAUUCAUGUAGAGUCCGUGAAGGGCGUUGUCCAAACUAGUCAAAUGCGGACAAUGAUUUUACCAGUCAUCUUUGUAAAUGAGAAUGCUUUAAUAGAUGGCAAAUCAGCAGCGAAACUGAAAUCAGCACUUUAUAAAAUAAAUGUGGUGACUUACAUUCCUUAUAUCUUCUUGUGCAUUGGAAUCUUACUUUGCCUGGCUGCUCUUAUCCUAGCCUUUGUUGCGUGGAGACAUAAAGACAAUAAGGAUUUUACACCAGUAAUUUUAAAGCUUCACAUGUCGAAACACAUUGAAGUGAUGGAGGAGAGCCCAGGCACAUGUACUGCUUCAAUCAACCAGAUACUAAGUUCAAGAAUUUAGUGAUGUUUCUGACAUAUGGGACAUAUUACAAUGUAACAGAUAAAAAUGGAGUUUUUGACUGACUAACUGCACAAUGAUAGCACCCAUUCACCAAUAAAUUUGAACUAUGGCCCUUUAA
Rhincodon typus (whale shark) is the source of this 927-nucleotide messenger RNA. RefSeq names its product lysosome membrane protein 2-like. The transcript is spliced from 7 exons. NCBI's taxonomy places the organism in Eukaryota, Metazoa, Chordata, Chondrichthyes, Orectolobiformes, Rhincodontidae. Gene Ontology annotation, cellular component: cytoplasm; membrane; lysosome. Bases 33 to 809 code for a protein of 258 amino acids. Gene Ontology annotation, biological process: receptor-mediated endocytosis; protein targeting to lysosome. Gene Ontology annotation, molecular function: scavenger receptor activity. The record is from RefSeq and is a predicted model, not a curated record.